This is a messenger RNA of Vidua macroura (Pin-tailed whydah), 3177 nucleotides long. RefSeq names its product mediator complex subunit 26 (gene MED26). The transcript has 3 exons. Gene Ontology annotation, molecular function: transcription coregulator activity. The coding region runs from base 45 to 1874 and encodes 609 amino acids. The record is from RefSeq and is a predicted model, not a curated record. Gene Ontology annotation, cellular component: core mediator complex; nucleus; mediator complex. Gene Ontology annotation, biological process: positive regulation of gene expression; regulation of transcription by RNA polymerase II. Lineage: Eukaryota; Metazoa; Chordata; Aves; Passeriformes; Viduidae.
GCCCGCCCCGGCCGCAGCCGCAGCCGCCCCGCUUCGCCCAGGCAAUGACAGCGGCUCCGGCCCCGUCCCCGCAGCAGAUCAGGGACCGGCUGCUGCAGGCCAUCGACCCGCAGAGCAACAUCCAUAACAUGGUGGCAGUGCUGGAAGUGAUCUCCAGCCUGGAGAAAUAUCCCAUUACCAAAGAGGCACUUGAGGAAACCAGACUCGGGAGGCUUAUCAAUGAGGUGAGGAAGAAGACAUCCAAUGAGGAACUUGCCAAACGUGCCAAGAAAUUGCUGAGGAAUUGGCAGAAGUUGAUAGAACCCGUAACCCAGAAUGAGCCAGUGCCAAGGGGGCUGCCCAACCCGCCAGGAUCAGCAAAUGGAGGCGCUCACAACUGCAAACCAGACUCACAACUUCCUGCUGUGCCCGGCGCCAAGCCCAUCAGCGAACUGAAAAGCAGGAACGAUAUCCAGAAACUAAAUUCUCCAAAAACAGAGAAACUGGGAAAUAGGAAAAGGAAAGGUGAUCACAGGGACGGGCAUCAGGGCCCUCCUCCCCCAAAGGUCUCCAAAGCUAGUCAUGAAGUAUUACAAAACUCUUCACCCCCUCCAACCAAUGGAAUUGGAGGUAGUCCUGAAAAUUUUCCUAGUCCUGUAGACAUAAACCUACACGCAGGGCCUGAAAGCAGCAGGACAGAUCUCAGUGAAAACGAUAAACACAAUAAGAUCCCAGUAAAUGCUGUAAAACCUCACACCAGUUCUCCAGGACUUGUAAAACCUUCAAGCACUUCCUCGUUACUAAAGACUACAGUGCUUCAGCAGCAUGAUAAAUCAGAAGAAGCCACGGGCCCCCACCAGCCCAAGAGCCCACGCUGCUCCUCCUUUAGCCCCAGGAACGUUAGGCAUGAUACUUUUGCUCGGCAGCACACCACGUACUCACCAAAGGAUUCGAUGCCCAGUCCAUCUCAAAGGUCUCAGCUGGCGGACGCCGCACCGGUGCCAUCGCCGCCGCCAUCCCUGAUGCAACCAUCCACACCUCCCAUGCCAGCCAAGAGACUGGAGUUCCCUCCUCAGGCGGCCCCCGAGGCGGCGCAGCACUGGCAGGAGCAGCAGGGAGCCCCCGAGGGCCAGCACAGGCACACAGCAGGGACACUUCAGCAGCACACGGCUCCCGGCUGCAAAGCCCACCCCGGGGAAUCACACACGGGCUUCCCACAGGACACUUCCAGAAUGGACAGUGACGAUGCUGCUUCAGGGUCUGAUAGCAAAAAGAAGAAAAGGUACCGACCCAGAGACUAUACAGUCAACUUGGAUGGGCACGUGAUAGAAGGGGGUGUGAAACCUGUGAGGUUAAAAGAGAGAAAACUCACUUUUGAUCCCAUGACAGGACAGAUAAAACCUUUAACACCGAAAGAUCCUUUGCAGGUAGAAAUCCCUGCACUUACUGAACAGCACAGGACAGAAACGGAAAAGCAGGAGCAAAAACCCAACCUGCAAAGCCCCUUUGAACAAACGAACUGGAAAGAGUUGUCCAGAAAUGAAAUCAUUCAGUCAUAUUUAAACAGACAGAGUAGCUUGCUGUCUUCAUCAGGAGUACAGACUCCAGGAGCUCACUACUUCAUGUCUGAGUAUUUAAAGCAGGAGGAAAGCACUAGAAAAGAGGCUAGAAAGACUCACGUUCUAGCUCCUAACAGCAAACCUACAGACUUGCCUGGGGUCACCAGAGAGGUCACGGGCGAUGACCUCGACAGAAUACGUGACCACAACUGGCCAGGCGUGAACGGUUGUUAUGACACACAGGGUAACUGGUAUGAUUGGACACAGUGCAUAUCCUUAGAUCCACACGGGGAUGAUGGGAGAUUGAACAUCCUGCCUUACGUCUGCCUAGACUGAGAGCAGUUCUGCUAACCACGCUUUUUACACCUGCAGUUAGCAGAACUGGCAGACACGAUGCCACUUCCAGCUGGAGAGAGCCUCCUGUCCUGGACAAACAGGCCCCACGAGCAGAGGGGGGGAGGGAGCUGGGCCUUUCCAGCUCGUUCCUUUAAAUUCUCCUUUUGUGAAAUGCUGCUACCAGUUUACUAACAAUUGCAAAGGAAGGCAUACGAAGGUUGAUCAGUUGAGUUCAAAACUCUAGAGCAAGCCAGCUAUAAAAAGUGUUAGUCCCCAAGAAGUGAAGAGGAUUUCCAGCACUUUCUGAAUGCCGGAAUCUUAUUACAGGCAGGUACAGAGAAAAAUUGUGGAAGUUACCUUAACAAAAUAUGCAUCUAUUUAUUUGACUUGAUUUGGGUUUUUAUUUGGCAGUGAGAUAUUCGAGAGACAACGUGCAAAAACUGUAGUUUUAUUUCUAUCACAUCUCUGAACAUGAUUGCGUUAUUUAAGAGUCAUGUGGUACGGAGAUUGGGUUUUAAACAGCAGGUGUUGCACUGCAGGCUGGGCCACCAGCUUCAGCUCAACAUUCCAUAGGCAUCCACAUAUUUUAGUCUGGUUUCAGUUUAAAUCCAGUCUCUGAGAAAUGCUGCAAAAACUAGAUGUUUAACGAUAUUUUUUGAUCCCACCACCACCAGCCAAAUAUUUUUCCUCCUUUUCCCUUCCUGCAAACUUAUAGGUAAAAAACAAAAAGACAAAAAAAACAAAAAGACAAAAAGAAAAAAAAAAAAAAAGAAAAAUCACCUUUUCUAGAAUCUAAAUGUAAUGAGGGUGCUACAAGUUUGUAACUGUACUGUGAGAGGGAAAAAGGAAGCCUGUUUGUAUGCUGGAAAUAUACUUGUUACCAUUCCUUUAGAUAUUGUUUGCCUUAUGGAUAUCCAUCAUAAACGCAAUUUGCAAAAACAAAGAGCCUUAGUGAAUGUACAGUAACUAGACUUCUGUGUUCCUGGGAUGCAGAAGGGAGCAACUUUGCUAUUUGGUCCUUUAAGUGGACACGUUGUGAUAUAAAUGUGGAAAUAAAAAAAAUUUGCACAAACCAGUUUGUGAAUUAUUUAUAUACACUCCACUCGUUUCCCUCCCCCCCCCCGAGUUUGCUCAGUUCAGCCCAGCUUGGGGAGCCCUGGCACUGGGGACCCCUCGGAGCAGGGAGGUAGGGAGAACGGGAUUGUCUUCCAAGAACCUCGGUGUGCUGUCCAGUCACACAGGGUGGAUCUGUUUGAACUCUGGAGACUGAUAACACAACUGCUGAUAAUGUACCUCAAAGUCU